AUGAGUCUGGAGAGUGAAGAUACCAAUGUGUCAAAACAAAUAACAGAACAAGAACAGUUGGGAAAGGUAGAGAAGUCGAAUGGGAAUCAAGUGAAUGGCAAUGGUAAUGGAAAUAGCGCUGAGAAAGUGGAUGAUGGAGUGGUAAGGAGUGAUAGUGAAGAAGAAGAGGAUGACGAUGAUAACGAUAAUACGGAAGAUGAAGAGAAAGACGAAGAUGAGGAAGAGGACGAAGAAUCAAGUUCUGAAGAAGAAGAGGAAGAUGAAGAUCCACCAAUGCUCAAGUAUUCAAGACUCUUACAACUCCCCAAAACAUUUUUCAACAAGGAACUCGUCUCGAGUUGUCUCAUUCAUGAACAUGUCUUUGCAUUCGGUACAGCUUCAGGUCUUUUAUACAUUACAAAUCCAGAUCUACAAUCUUUAGGUACAAUUAGAGCUAGGAAAUCACCUAUUUUAUCGAUACAUACUGAUGGUUCAUAUAUUGCAGCUGCUUCUAUGGAUGGUACUAUUGUGAUCUCUUCAAUAAAUCAAGUACAAACUAAUAAUCAAGCAAGUACGGUAGCUUAUGAUAUUAAAACACCAAUUUAUUCCGUUGUUAUUAAUGGUCAAUAUAAAGAAACAAAGUCAUUUAUUUAUGGGAAUAAAAAAGGUCAAGUUAUAAUUUCAACUACAAACUGGCUUGGUAAUAGAACUGAAAGAAUCAUUGGUGAAGAUAGUGGUCCUAUAGUAGGGCUUGUUAUUAUGGAAGAAGUACUUAUAUGGAUGAGUGAUGAUGGUAUAACUGCACUAAAUUUAUCAAAUGAACAUAUAAUAACCAAAUUGAAUAGACCUAAGAAUUCUCCACCUGCAGAACUUAUAUGGCCAAGGAUAAAUCAAUUAGAAAGAGAUAGAUUAUUAAUUGGAUGGGUUGAUCAUAUAUGGAGUAUAAAAAUUAGUACAAGUAUACGAUCUCCAAGGAAAGGUGAUCGAAAUUUUGGAAUUUCAUCAGCAAUGUCAAGUUUUAGUCGACCAAGCUCAGAAGCUAAUAUCAGUGUUGAAUUUGAGUAUAGUAUUGAUGGAUUGAUUGGUGGUAUUGCAACAUUUAAAGAUGAUUCAUUAAUUGUAUUAACAAUUUCAAAUUCUAAAGAUCAACCACCAGAAUUAAGAGUUAUAAAUUCUAUAACUCAUGGAGAAAUCUCUACAGAUGAAAUUGUAUUGAAAGGAUAUCAAGGUUUAAGAAUUAAUGAUUUCCAUUUAGGUCAAUAUAUUGGUUCACAAAGAUCAAAAUUUUUCAUUAUUAGUGCAACAGAUGGUAUAAUUGCUGAAGAAUUUGAUCUUUUGGGUAGAUUUAAUUGGUUUGUCGAAAGAGAAAGAUUUUUAGAAGCAUGGGAAAUGAGUGAACAUUUGAUUACUAAAGAACAAAGGGGAAAUAUUGGUAUAAAGCAAGUUCAAGUUUAUUUAGAUGAUAAUAAUUGGUUUCAAGCUGCUAGAUUUUUAAAACAAAUAUUAACAAUUCAUGAUCCAACUGAACAAGUUUUCAAAGAUUAUACAAUGGAAAAAUGGGAACAAUGGGCAUGGAUUUUCAUUCAUAGUGAUAAAAUCCCCUUGUUGGCAGAAAUAUUACCAUUAGAAAUUGAUGAAUGUCCCAAGGAGAUUUAUAAUAAAUGUUUGGAAUGGUUUUUAAAUAAUGAUAAUGAUCAAAUUUUUGAAUAUUUAAAUAGAUGGGAUACUUCUUUAUUUGAUUAUAAAAGAAUUGAAGAAUUAAUUGAAAAUAAAUUAGAAGUUGAACCUGAGUUAUCAAUUUUAAGAAGAUGUUUAGCAGAAUUGUACCUUAAGACUCAAGAUGUAUCAUCAUCAAUUAAACAUUUCAUUGAAUUAAAAGAUCCUAAUACAAUUGAUUUAUUAUCACAAAAUCAUUUAGUUUCAAAAUUUAUUGAAUAUUUACCAACAAUUAUUAGAUUUCAAAUUGGUGAAGAAGAUUUAAAAGAUGCACCAAUUCAAAUUCUUGGAGAAAAAUCAUCACAUAUAAUUGAUAUACUUGUUGAAAAUAGACAUGAAAUAAUACCACACAAGAUAAUUCCAUUAUUAAAUCAAGAAGGUUUAGAAAUAAUUACAUUUCUUUAUUUACAAAAAAUUUCAAAAGUUGAUCCAUUAUCAGUUGAACUUUAUGAAACUGAAAUGGUUGAAUUAUAUUCAAAAUUUGAUAGAAGUCAAUUAUUAACAUAUUUAAAGAAAAAACAACAUUAUAAUAUUGAAAAAGUUAUGGAAAUUAUGAAAUUAAAAAAUUUUAAUGAAGAAUUAGUUUAUUUAUUAGGUAAAGUUGGAAAAUCCAAAGAAGCAAUGUAUUUAAUAAUAGAAACAAUGGAUGAUCCCAAACAAGCUAUUGAAUUUGCCACAGAGCAAAAAUCAUCAGAAUUAUGGCAAAUUUUCCUUGAAUAUGGUAUUAAAAAGCCAAAUUUUAUAAAAGUUUUAAUUGAAUAUACCGGGAUAUUAUUUGAUCCACAAAUCCUAAAGAAAAUUCCUGAAAAAGUUGAAGUUGAAGGUUUAAAAGAUUCAUUAAUUAGAAUUACCAAAGAUAAUAAGAUACUAGUUUCUAUACAAGAAUCUAUAUUGAAAAUAUUGGAGAAUGAAGCUGUUGAAGUUUCUGAUGAAUUAAAUGAAUUAAGAACAAAGGGUAAAGUCGUUAUACCUACUGAAAUUUUUAAUCAGUUUGAGAAAGUGUUACUAUUGGCAAAUGGUGAAUUGAAAUCACUUGUAUAA
This is a messenger RNA of Hansenula ciferrii, 2736 nucleotides long. RefSeq names its product CLH domain-containing protein. Bases 1 to 2736 code for a protein of 911 amino acids. Gene Ontology annotation, molecular function: protein binding. The transcript has a single exon. The record is from RefSeq and is a predicted model, not a curated record. Lineage: Eukaryota; Fungi; Ascomycota; Saccharomycetes; Phaffomycetales; Wickerhamomycetaceae. Gene Ontology annotation, biological process: endosomal vesicle fusion; macroautophagy; protein targeting to vacuole. Gene Ontology annotation, cellular component: HOPS complex; late endosome.